Molecule: messenger RNA, 2026 nt
Organism: Perca flavescens (yellow perch)
Lineage: Eukaryota; Metazoa; Chordata; Actinopteri; Perciformes; Percidae
Gene: harbi1
Product: harbinger transposase derived 1
Exons: 7
Coding region: 63-1103 (346 amino acids)
Source: RefSeq, a predicted model, not a curated record
CGCAAAUUGGGUGUUCCUGUUCCUUGUUUUGGUUGACAAAUGCUGCAUGACUCUUCAAAAGCAUGGCGAUCCCUAUAGCCAUCUUGGACUGUGAUCUACUCUUACACGGUCGAGGCCAAAAGACCCUGGACCGCUUUGACCUGGAUUCUGUCUCAGACGAUAUCCUCCUCACGCAAUUUGGCUUCCCCAGAGAGUUUAUUCUGUAUCUGGUGGAAAUACUCAGAGAGGCUCUCUGUAGACGUACCCAGCGGUCCAGAGCCAUCAGUCCUGAAGUCCAGGUGUUGGCUGCUUUGGGCUUCUACACAUCUGGCUCAUUCCAGACAUCUAUGGGAGAUACCAUAGGGAUCAGCCAGGCGUCAAUGUCAAGAUGUGUGUCUAACGUGACCAGAGCCCUGGUGGAGAAAGCUCCCCAGUUCAUCACGUUCAACAGAGAUCCCUCCUGCAUAGAGCAGUCCUUCCAGGCGUUUCAGAGGGUGGCAGGAUUCCCAGGAGUUCUGGGUGUGCUGGACUGUGUUCAGGUCACCAUCAAAGCUCCAAACAGUGAAGACUCGUCAUACGUGAACAAGAAGGGCUUUCAUUCUGUGGGCUGUCAGCUGGUUUGUGAUGUCAGAGGAUUGUUACUCAGCGCAGAAACAAACUGGCCAGGAGGACUCCGAGACAGUGACGUUCUAGAAAGAUCUGCCCUCCACAAACUGCUGCAGGGCACAGAGGAGGGCUGGCUGCUGGGUGACCGUCGUUACCCUCUCAGGAAGUGGUUGAUGACCCCGGUCGAAUGCCCAGAGUCCCCUGCGGAGUUUCAGUAUAAUCUGGCCCACACUGCCACACAUGAGAUAGUGGACAGAACCUUCAGAGCCAUCCAGACCAGAUUCAAAUGUUUGGACGGCACCAAAGGAUACCUGCAGUAUUCUCCAGAGAGGAGUUCGUCCAUCCUGCUGGCCUGCUGUGUUCUCCAUAACGCUUCCCUGCAGUCUGGAUUAGACGCCUGGACUCUGGAGAGAACCGACCCUCUGGAGCAGCCCGAGAGCCUCGAACAGAGACCCGAGGACCGCGACAGCCAGGCAGAGGACCUCAGAAAACAGCUCAUAGUCAAACACUUCAGCUAAACUGCUGGUUGAGGUCAAAAAGAGAUUAAGACUGGGACCACAGCAAAGCUAUCUUUUUUUUUUUUUUUUUUUUUUUUUUCUUUCAACAAAUUACAUAAAAGUCACAUUUAAAGCAAGAAAGUCCACAGACACAGUGUUGCUGAUGCAGUUUUUUUAUAUUUUGCUGGUUUCUACUCUACUGACUACACUAAGAUAAUAUAGUUGUAUAUGGAGGAACAUGCAAGACGCUAUACAACAAACCAAGACAACAUUAUACCCAAACACAUUUCAAAUAGCUGGAGUCUCUGAAAAGUGCUUGAUUAUUCUCUCUUUAACAUAUUCAUGAAGAGGUUAGAAUAAUCGAGCACUCCCCUGGUGUUUUACAACUAUUCGGACUGUGUGCAGCUGCUUUGUUAUCAAGGUUUCUUUACAAGUGGAAAAAGUCACCCUCCCUUCAGUUUUUAAUCCCUCCCCACAUAACAUCUUCCUUCCCAAAAGAAUCCAAUGAUUUUCUCCAUUUUUUUCCUUCUUUCCCACGUGAUUCCACAGGUCAAAAUCCUGGACUAUGUCACAAUACAAAAACAAGGCCCCUAUUUACAACAACUGCACAUUAGGUUGUCAUUAUUUAUGUACACUGAUGUAUUAAGACUGUUAUGGGUGAGAAUGACAGGAUGUUUGUGCAACGGGCUGCAGUCACUUGAAGUUUUUUGUGUACACCCGCGGUAUGAGGGACACAAAAUGAAACGGAUACAGAAACGAAUCAGAAAAACUGUGUAAAUUGUAAUGUUUUGGUGAGUAUUUCAUAACUCUGAAUUGUUUCCUCAGGGAUUUGGGCUGGGAAAUGUCUGUUUUCAUAGCUUUUAAUUUGAAGGAAUACCAAUUGUUUAAAAAUGUUUUCUCACAUUGUCACAAUAGUGGUGAAGAAAUAAAAGUGUUUUUGUACA